Molecule: messenger RNA, 1380 nt
Organism: Anopheles coustani
Lineage: Eukaryota; Metazoa; Arthropoda; Insecta; Diptera; Culicidae
Product: SET and MYND domain-containing protein 4-like
Exons: 1
Coding region: 1-1380 (459 amino acids)
Molecular function (GO): protein binding
Source: RefSeq, a predicted model, not a curated record
AUGGAGCAAAGUGCUAACAGUUUUUACUACAGUGAUGAAAGUUUGGUGAAACACGUGCACCGAUUUGCGCCCCAUGUUCUGGACUCCUAUGGGUUUAUCACACCAAUAGUCAACUUUUUGUUCUGCCGUUUGAAGAAUAACGUAUGGGCUCAGAUUUCCUAUGAGCACAUGGAAGUCGAGAACUAUCCUUACCCAGUUCCGUCAACGACUGACGAUCCAGUGAAUCUUGAUGAUCGCUACCGGCUUAUGAUGCGCCACUUGGAGCGCCUGAACCAAAAGAUUGCGUACACAGAACCCGGCACGGAGCAACUCGUCGAGGCUUUCAUCGAACGGGCGCUACUUUCGUAUACUUUUGGCGAAGAUUGGAUAGCAAUGUUUAACCUGAAGUUGGCUAUUACGAUAGACUGUAUCCCGGUGACGCUGGUGGAUAGUGUGAAAGAACUGUAUCUGGAGGCGUACGGUCGAGCCAAAGGAAUGUUUUAUCCGUCAAUAGGAAAUCGAAUUAACCCACCGUUGUGCUACUCUGAGGCCUAUAUGGCUGAGAAUCCUCUUAGCGGACGACAUCUUCUUGCUAGACGGUCCCUUUCGAGGGGGGAGCUCGUAACCCGAGAGUGGCCAUUCGUUCGCCUGCUCACUGCGGACAAUCUCUUGCGCUGCGACUACUGUCUCGUCUACCUACCGUUCGCGCUGAUACCGUGCGGCGGCUGUUCACAAGCCCUCUACUGUACCCUCACAUGCUGCAUGCGCGCCUUCGAAGAAUAUCACGCACUCGAAUGUUCGUUCAUUGGUAUCCUGCGUUCACACUAUACCUUUCUGGAACAGCUUGGCGCUCGUCUUACCCUCCGCGCCAUUCGACUGUGCAAUGGAAGCAUGGAGCAGUUGGGCGUUUUGUCCGCGAACCGUGGAGGCUACAACUACAACGUGCCACUAGGAUUCAAUUCGGACCCACGCAUGGCUUACGGCAUGAUCAACAAUCUGUCAACCAAUCGGAAUCGCUUGAAAGCGCGCGGAUUGUUUCGCGAUGGCGCCAAAGCAAUUGGAUUGGCCAAACUUCUCGGUCCGGAAAUAGAGCGCAUCUACCAAACGAAGAACGACUACACGUUGCAGAUGGUCGUGGCCGAGCACCUCGUACAUCAUUUGCAAAUUGCGCGCGUCAACACGCUGUACCUGUGGCGCUCGGUGGAAGAUCCGGAACAAGCAACCAACUGUCGCACCAACUCGAAGCCUUUUGCGGCGGUUCUGCUGGCCAACGGGAGUCUGUUCAAUCAUUCCUGCGUUCCAAAUGUUCACUACACUCUCGAGCCAUCGACCGGGGCCAUACUUUUUGCGGCUAACAACGACAUUCCACGGAAUACGAUGCUUAACAUCAACUAUUGGUAG